CGUCUCCCAGUUCACAAGCGCUUGUUUACUUGCGCUGUGGAGAUGCGCCAGUAGGCAGCUUGAGUGCACGAACCGCUUCUUGCCGUAUGCAUCCGUCUUCGGGAGCAUUGGGGAGGAGGAGGGUCCAUUAUGAGGGGCGAUCUCCUUGCAGUCCACAUACAGGGGAAGAGCUGCGAUGGAGCUUUAAAUUGAGGGUCAGGAUGCGCUCCCUGAGGACGACAGUGUUGUUCGGUAUCCUGGUGUCAGUGGGCUUGGUUCUGGCUCUCAUCCACACGUGGCCCACCCGAGCCUACACAACAAUCGAGGUCUGGCAGCGACCUGGUGUCCUAGAUGAGAGGCAUCUGGAGGACCGUCUCCCGGAACCUCAUCCGCACUUGAGCACCAUCCCCUUUCAUGUGCGCGAGAGUGUGGCAGGCUUGUUGGCACGCAACGGAUGCGUUUGUGAGAGCGAAGGAGUGACCCUGCCUUUCCUCCAAAUUUUAUCGUCACGGGUGUCAGCUCGCCCGCUUCACACGGCCUUCCAGGCCAGCGAGCUGGAAGAGGUGAAGAAGAGACGAGACAAGGAGUUCAAAAGCCUCCAGAAAAGGUUACAGACAUCUGCGGAUGUGCUCGUGAUUGCCGAGGCAAAUAACCCGUUACAGUAUCCAACGCAGGGCGUGGAGGUGCGGCCUCUCAAAACGAUCAUCAUCCCAGGAUUGGCUUUACAGGAUCUUCCCAAAGACCACUACUCAAUAAAUCUGACCGCCACGUUGGGGACGUUGAAUGUUGCCGCAGAGGUGGACGGGGUUAAAAUCCAAGGUGAUGGCGAGAUGCACAUGACGUUGUCAAGCAGCCUUCUGCCCCAACUAAACCGACAGCUGCAGUUUGUCACGUACACCAACACGCUGUUCCAUCCCAAUACGGCGGACACAGUGCAUUUUGAGACAGAGGGCCAUCAAGCCAACUUCAUCAUCAAAAUCCGCCAUGGUGCAACACCUAAACUGUACAACACAGGAACUGAAGGAGAGUACAACAUCAGUGCUCUGGUUACCAUAGCAACAAAGACUUUCCUGCGUUACGACAAGCUUCAGAACCUCAUCGACAGCGUGAGGAAAUACUAUCCAACCGUCACUAUUAUUAUAGCGGAUGACAGUCAAAAUCCUCAAAGCAUUUCUGGGCCCUAUAUUGAACAUUACAUCAUGCCUUUUGGAAAGGGCUGGUUUGCUGGUCGGAAUCUGGCCAUUUCCCAAGUGACCACCAAGUAUGUGCUGUGGGUGGAUGAUGAUUUCAUCUUCACCAGCAAGACCAAGUUGGAGAAAUUUGUGGAUGUUUUAGAGAGAACCACUUUGGACCUGGUGGGCGGUGCAGUUCGUGAGGCCACAGGAUAUAGCACCACCUACAGGCAGACCAUAUCCGUUGAACCCGGGGAAGAGGAUGGCGACUGUUUGCACUUGAGGAGAGGGUUUCAUCACAUCAUCCAAGGCUUCCCCAACUGCGUGGUGACUGACGGGGUGGUUAACUUCUUCCUGGCUCGGACCGACAAAGUGCAGCAGGUCGGUUUUGACCCGCGCCUCAACCGGGUAGCCCACCUAGAGUUUUUCAUCGAUGGUCUCGGAUCACUCCACGUGGGUUCUUGCGAUGACGUCAUUGUCAGUCAUGCCAGCAAAAUCAAGUUCCCCUGGGCCAGCCAAUCAGAAAGCGACAAGGCCUACGCCAAGUUUCGUUACCCAGCGGCUUCCUCUGACGCCUCGCAAAGCAAACUUGGCCUCCUUUUCUUCAAGAACAGAUUUCAGUGUUUGACUCGUGGUGAUUAAUUUGCUUUCUCCCUCACAUCCCGAUUUGCCAAAGAGGACACGAGGAUGCUUUUGUUGAUUACAUUUUUGUUGGUGCCAUGGAAUGGAUUCAGCGAGUAUUUACCUGCAUACUACAAACAGUAUAAAGACAUGUCUUUUUGUUUACAAAGACCAAACGUGAAGCCUGGACAUUUUAUUUGAGAAUUCCAACUCAAAAUCUAGAUGGUUCACUUUAUCUUUGUGGCUGGUCAAAAGGAACAUCUCUCACAAAGGGACAAUUCACACAAUGGAAACUGCAGAUAUGUGGUCCCUAAUAUCGCGACCACUUUGGCCACCCUUCUCCACGAAGCGACAUUGCGGAACUUGAGAAGCUGUUUUCCAUCAUCACUCCUACCUGAAAACAUGUGCAAGCUAAUGUGUGUGUCAUGCGUGGGUGUUCAAAUUACACCCUUCAAAAGCAAAAUUUAAUGACUUUGUGUCCCUAAAUGUAUUUUUUAUGCCAAUUGAAAAAAAGUGUUUAUUUUCUAGCACGUCACGUAUUGGAGAUAUUUCCAUUUCCUGCUUUUAAGUUCGACCUAAAAAAAAAAAAGCAACAUUUUAAAUGUGUGAUUUAUAACUGAGGUUUCUGAACAAAAAUCCACCCGUGGCUGCACCUCAUCUGAAAUGCAUGUUUAAAAACGGAAUGAAGCAGAUUUAAAGAUCAAAUUACAUUACACUGCAAAUCAUUUUUUGUUAGUACUAAUUACUUCUAUUGCCAAUGCAUUUAUGAUUCCUCAAGUGGAUAUUUAUUUCUUUAUAUAUUUGUAUUAUUUAUUUAUAUAUUUAUUUAUUUAUACCAGUCUUUAAAGGCUGCUGCUGUUGUGUCACUGUAGUUUGAUGACUAGACUUAAUUGUAGACUUUGCAAGCUAGCGCACGGUUGCCAUUGACAAGACUUUUUUUUUUUUUUCCCCACGAGACACUGACUGUAAUUGUAUUUUUGUUUUCAGGUAAGCAGAAAUGAUUUUAGAUUUGUAACAGCUUACAGUACACAACUCAUCAAGUCAAAAUAUCGGUUUCCAUCAGAAUAUUUUGCAUUAUUAUCUGUUGCUAGUUUUAUGACUAUUUUUGCAAUAUUACUACUAUAAUUAUGUCUUAUAACCUGACAACUCUAUUCUCGCACCUUUGCCACUUUUUCCACUGAAUUAAUACCCCUUUGUACAAUACAAACUGGGUCGUUAUAAAUAAUUUUUGUUUCCAAAUGCUGUGACAUACUACAAUGUAUGU
Messenger RNA from Syngnathus typhle (broad-nosed pipefish), 3036 nucleotides. RefSeq names its product beta-1,4-N-acetyl-galactosaminyl transferase 1b (gene b4galnt1b). Gene Ontology annotation, molecular function: hexosyltransferase activity. Gene Ontology annotation, biological process: ganglioside biosynthetic process. The transcript has 11 exons. The record is from RefSeq and is a predicted model, not a curated record. Lineage: Eukaryota; Metazoa; Chordata; Actinopteri; Syngnathiformes; Syngnathidae. The coding region runs from base 87 to 1793 and encodes 568 amino acids. Gene Ontology annotation, cellular component: Golgi membrane.